Trichophyton rubrum CBS 118892 is the source of this 1596-nucleotide messenger RNA. RefSeq lists its product as uncharacterized. NCBI's taxonomy places the organism in Eukaryota, Fungi, Ascomycota, Eurotiomycetes, Onygenales, Arthrodermataceae. The transcript has 5 exons. Gene Ontology annotation, biological process: fungal-type cell wall (1->3)-beta-D-glucan biosynthetic process. Bases 1 to 1596 code for a protein of 531 amino acids. The record is from RefSeq and is a predicted model, not a curated record. Gene Ontology annotation, molecular function: 1,3-beta-glucanosyltransferase activity. Gene Ontology annotation, cellular component: fungal-type cell wall; cytoplasm.
AUGAAGUUUUCCUCAUUGGCGGCCGCUACGGCCUUGGUUGCCGGCUCCGUCGUCGCUGCUGACCUCGAUCCUAUCGUCAUCAAGGGAAGCAAGUUCUUCUACAAGUCAAAUGGCACCGAGUUCUUCAUGAAGGGUAUCGCUUAUCAACAGGAAUUCUCAACCAAUGGAAGCACUAGCGCCGACAACAGCUACCAGGACCCCCUUGCAGACGUAAAGUCCUGCCAGCGUGAUGUCCCCCUAAUGCAGGAGCUGCAAACCAACACCAUCCGUGUGUACGCCAUCGACCCCAAGAAGGACCACAAAGAGUGCAUGAAGUUGCUCCAGGAUGCUGGCAUCUACGUUGUGGCCGAUCUUUCUGAACCCAGCACUUCCAUCAUCCGCGAUGACCCCAAGUGGGAUGAUGACCUGUAUACCCGCUACACCUCAGUCAUUGACGAGCUGGCCAAAUACACUAAUGUUAUUGGUUUCUUUGCCGGUAACGAGGUCUCCAACAAUAGCACCAACACCGAUGCUAGUGCUUUCGUUAAGGCUGCCGUCCGUGAUAUGAAGGCCUACAUUAAGCAGAAGAACUACCGUCCAAUGGGUGUUGGCUAUGCAACCAAUGACGACGCCGAGAUCCGCAAAGACAUGACCGCCUACUUCAACUGCAAUAUGAAUGAGGAAUCCAUUGACUUCUGGGGCUACAACAUCUACUCUUGGUGUGGUGACUCCUCUUACACUAAAUCUGGUUAUGAUAAGGUCGUCGAGGAGUUCAAGAACUUCAACGUCCCAGUCUUCUUCGCCGAGUACGGCUGCAACGAGGUUCAGCCAAGAAUGUUCACCGAGGUCCAGGCACUUUACGGUGACAAGAUGACUCCCGUUGUCAGUGGUGGAAUCGUGUACAUGUACUUCCAGGAAGAAAAUGACUACGGCCUCGUCAAGGUUGAGGGUGGUAAGCCUAAGAAACUCCCUGACUACAACAACCUUAAGAAGCAGAUUAGCAAGAUCAAGCCCUCUGGUGUCCAGAUGGAUUCUUACAAGCCAACCAACACCGCUCUCAGCACCUGUCCCACGAGCUCUACCUGGAAGGCCAGCGUGAAACUCCCACCAUCCCCUAACAAGGAUCUCUGCUCCUGCAUGGUCAAGAGCUUGAGCUGCGUCGCCAAACCCUCCGUCACCGGCAAGGAACUUGGCAAGCUCUUCGGAACUGUCUGUGGUAGUGAUAAGGAUGCUUGCAAGGGAAUCACGGCUGAUGCUACCACCGGUACCUAUGGUGCUUACAGCAUGUGCAGCCCCUCAGAGAAGCUUUCUUUCGCUUUCGACCAGUACUACAAGCACCAGUCGGCCAAGGGCAAUGGAGCCAACGCCUGUGACUUCAACGGCGCUGCUACCACGCAGAAGUCUGAGAAGCCGUCUGGCAGCUGUGCUAAUCUCGUCAACCAGGCUGGCCAGGAUGGUACCGGAAGUGUUACCUCUGCUCCCGGAAGCGGCACCAACAAACCUGACCAAGGUGCUGCUUCCACCGUCUCUGCCCCAUCCGUCAACUUGGGCAUUGUCAAGCUCGGUGCUUAUGUCUUCUGUGCCGUUCUUGCUGGCGCUGGUAUGAUCUUGAUAUAA